Macrobrachium nipponense is the source of this 1110-nucleotide messenger RNA. RefSeq names its product craniofacial development protein 2-like. Gene Ontology annotation, biological process: chromatin remodeling. Gene Ontology annotation, molecular function: catalytic activity. Gene Ontology annotation, cellular component: nucleus. The record is from RefSeq and is a predicted model, not a curated record. Bases 1 to 1110 code for a protein of 369 amino acids. NCBI's taxonomy places the organism in Eukaryota, Metazoa, Arthropoda, Malacostraca, Decapoda, Palaemonidae. The transcript has a single exon.
AUGCAAGGGCUACCGCAUCGGGAGCGAGUGCUGCUAAAGAAGCGAGCUCGAGAACUACGAGUAGGAACAUUAAAUGUUGGUACAAUGACAGGAAGAGGGCGGGCAAUAGCUGACCUUAUAAAAAUGAGACGAGUAGAUAUUCUCUGUGUACGGGAGACAAGAUGGAAAGGUAACAAAGCGAGGGAACUUGGGGAUGGGUAUAAGAUGUUCUAUAGCGGAGCAAAUAAAGAAGGCAGGAAUGGUGUUGGAAUAAUUCUGUCAAGUGAAAUGAAGAAGGAAAUCGUUGAAGUAAAUAGAAGAAAUGAUAGGAUUAUUUGGGUCAGGCUGAUGGUUGAAAAUUGCACUGUUAACAUCUUUAGUGCAUAUGCACCCCAGACAGGAUGCUUAGAUGAAGAGAAAGAUCACUUCUGGUUGGACUUUGAGGAGGAAAUGGAAAAGGUACCAGCAAAUGAAAGAUGCCUUGUCGGGGGAGAUCUGAAUGGCCACGUAGGCCAGAAUAACCAUGUGAUCAGUCGUAUACAUGGUGGGUAUGGCUAUGAUGAAAGAAAUGCAGAGGGUGAGAGAAUUGUUGAUUUUCCUGUGUCCAAGGAUAUGGUACUGGCGAACACUUUUUUCACCAAGCGGCAAGAACAUCUAGUUACGUACAAAAGCGGCGGAAGGUCCAGCCAGAUAGAUUACUUGAUGUAUAAGAGGAAAGGUUUACACGAGGUAAAAGAUUGUAAGGUCAUACCAGGAGACCAUGUGAGUGUGCAACAUCGUUUGGUAGUGAUGGACUUGGUUAUGGAAAUUGAACAAAUAAGGAAGAAAAAAAUGCAGUGGCCAAAAAGGAUUAAAUGGUUUAAGUUGAAAGAGAUUGAACUUUGUAGGCAGUUUAAAGAAAAAGUAUUAGAGGAACUAACUCUUGAAAUUGAGGAUGUUGAUGAAUGGUGGAACAGAACGAUGGAAAUGAUACUGAGGGUUGCUAGAGAAAUAUUGGGUGAGAAUAGUGGCAAGAUGUUCGAAAAUAAGGAAACGUGGUGGUUCAGUGAAGAAGUGAAGGAUGCAACAAAAGCAAAAGAGAGCAAAGCAAAGAAAAUGUGGGAGAACUGGAUGGCUAUAAGAAGCAAAUAA